Linum tenue is the source of this 705-nucleotide messenger RNA. The record is from the annotation of a GenBank genome assembly. NCBI's taxonomy places the organism in Eukaryota, Viridiplantae, Streptophyta, Magnoliopsida, Malpighiales, Linaceae.
AUGAGCGAUCUACUCAGCAGCAUAUCGUACGACAGCAGCAACCUGCUGCUAGCUGCUUUCAUCUCGUUGCUACUAGUCAUCCUCUUCGUCCUGCUCCUUCACAUCUACGCCAAAUGGUACCUCUCCCGUCGGAUGAGGACCACCACCGUCAUCACCUCGCUCACCCUGCAGCCGCCGUCGGUAAUCAACUACCGCUAUCACUUCCAAACCCAUCCUCCCCUGCCCACCGCAGAUCACGAAGAAGGCGAUCAAGCCAGUGGUGGUGGCGGCGGCGGGCUCAACCCGUCCGUCAUUGCUGCAAUUCCGUUGUUCGUGUACAUCAACAGCAGGAGUCGUCGGAGUAGUAGCAGUAGCGGUGGUUGGAUAGAGGAACAGCAGGGGAGCAAGAGUGGCGUUGUUGUGAAUGUUAAGUACCAACACCAGUGUGUGAUUUGCUUGAGCAGCUUUGGCGAUGGGGAAGUUGGGAGGUGCUUGACUGGUUGCGGACAUGGGUUUCACGUUGACUGCAUAGACAUGUGGCUUCUUUCUCACUCCAAUUGUCCCAUCUGCCGAGCUCCGGCAGCUCCCCUGCCUCCUGCUGCUGCCGCCGCCGCGGCAGAUUCCGCUGACGGUGUUGCUCCGAGUAAAGCUGAAGAUGAUGGUGCGGAGGUUUGUGUGUUGAUCAGUGGCAGUGGAGAGUCGUCUGUGGCUGAUGAUAGAGUGUAG